Molecule: messenger RNA, 4391 nt
Organism: Pelobates fuscus (common spadefoot toad)
Lineage: Eukaryota; Metazoa; Chordata; Amphibia; Anura; Pelobatidae
Gene: GRIN1
Product: glutamate ionotropic receptor NMDA type subunit 1
Exons: 21
Coding region: 940-3729 (929 amino acids)
Biological process (GO): regulation of membrane potential; monoatomic ion transport; ionotropic glutamate receptor signaling pathway
Cellular component (GO): plasma membrane; neuron projection; NMDA selective glutamate receptor complex
Molecular function (GO): NMDA glutamate receptor activity
Source: RefSeq, a predicted model, not a curated record
AAAUCCUCAUUGCAAUGAGUGAGCUGAGCUAUAGGAAGGAAUUCUCAUUUCAGCACCAAGGGCAGCAGCAACUACAGGCACACAGAGACAGGGGGCUUCAACCACAGACACACACAGACAGGGGGCUUCAACUACAGACACAGAAAGACAGGGGGCUUCAACCACAGGCACACAGAGACAGGGGGCUUCAACCACAGGCACACAGAGACAGGGGGCUUCAACCACAGACACACAGAGACAGGGGGCUUCAACCACAGGCACACAGAGACAGGGGGCUUCAACCAUAGACACACAGAGACAGGGGGCUUAAACCACAGGCACACAGACAGGGGGCUUCAACCACAGACACAGUGGUCUUCAACCGCAGACACACAGAGACAGGGGGCUUAAACUACAGGCACACAGACAGGGGGCUUCAACCACAGACAAGUGGUCUUCACCAGGAGACAGGGGGCUUCAACCGCAGACAGGGGUCUUCAUCAGGACUCAGGUGACUUCAGUCAGAGACUGGGGGCUUCAACCAAAGGUAGCCGGCUUCAUCAGGGACAGAGACUUUAGAAGUAGACAGAUUCACCACCAAGAGUAAAGCUUCAACAGGAGUCAAGGGGGCUUCAUCAUUAGGAAGGGGGAUUACACAAGAGGAAGGGGUUUUAUUCAUACGAAGGGGAUCUUCAAGUAAAAUCCAUUCCAAGAGGAGUAUUUGAAUAUGCCCAUAAUAAGCUACUGAUCUAGCAGGGGUUGGAUGGACUCUGAGGAUCCAUAUCUCCUCUGAAUGACCUCCUCAGAGACCACCACUCAUUAAAUAACCCCAUCUGCCCUCUCACUCUAUGCCCAGAGGAAGGUUUACCUGCCUGUCAUUCUGAUCUCAGCUUCCCCCUGUUUGGAGCUGAGAGACCCCCUCAGGACAGGACGUUGGCGAAGUGUGGGCGCUCUCAAUCCAUGGACACGAUGAGCCUUCUCCUCCUAGCUGUCCUCUUCUUGUUCUCCUUUGCCCGGGCUGGAUGUGACCCCAAAAUAGUCAAUAUUGGGGCAGUUCUGAGCACCAAGAAGCAUGAGCAGAUCUUCAAGGAAGCGGUCAAUCAAGCCAAUAAAAGACAUGGGACUUGGAAAAUCCAACUCAAUGCCACCUCAGUCACCCACAGACAUAAUGCCAUCCAGAUGGCACUUUCAGUAUGUGAAGACCUCAUCUCCAGCCAGGUUUAUGCGAUAUUAGUCAGUCAUCCUUCAGCUCCAACCGACCACCUAACACCCACUCCGGUCUCAUACACGGCUGGCUUCUACCGGAUCCCUGUCAUUGGAUUGACCACGCGCAUGUCCAUCUAUUCGGAUAAGAGCAUUCACCUCUCGUUCCUGCGCACGGUCCCCCCAUACUCCCACCAGGCGUUGGUCUGGUUCGAAAUGAUGCGCUUGUUCCACUGGAAUCACGUGAUCCUCAUCGUCAGCGAUGAUCACGAGGGGCGGGCCGCCCAGAAAAGGCUCGAAACUCUCCUGGAAGAAAAGGAAUCGAAGACUAAAAAAAGGAACUAUGAAAACCUCGAACAACUUUCCUAUGACAACAAGCGUGGACCCAAGGCAGAAAAGGUACUUCACUUUGAUCCUGGGACCAAAAAUGUGACUGCACUUCUAUUAGAAGCAAAGGAGCUCGAGGCUCGAGUUAUCAUCCUGUCUGCGAGUGAGGACGAUGCUACAUCUGUCUACAAAUCAGCCGCCAUUCUGGAAAUGACGGGAUCCGGCUAUGUCUGGCUCGUGGGGGAGAGGGAGAUAUCUGGAACCGCCUUGAGAUAUGCCCCUGAUGGUGUUAUUGGGCUGCAGUUAAUAAAUGGGAAGAAUGAAUCUGCGCAUAUCAGUGACGCGGUGGCCGUGGCGGCCCAGGCGAUACAUGAACUGUUUGAGAAGGAGAACAUUACGGACCCGCCGCGGGGCUGCGUUGGAAACACUAAUAUCUGGAAGACUGGACCUCUCUUUAAAAGGGUGCUAAUGUCAUCCAAGUACCCCGAAGGAGUAACUGGGCGGGUGGAAUUCAAUGAGGAUGGAGACAGGAAAUUCGCCAAUUACAGCAUUAUGAACUUACAGAAUCGCAAACUGGUCCAGGUCGGGAUUUUCAACGGGAGUCAUAUUUUGCAGAAUGACCGUAAAAUAAUCUGGCCAGGAGGUGAAACAGAGAAACCGCAAGGCUAUCAAAUGUCGACUAGACUGAAGAUUGUUACCAUACACCAAGAACCAUUUGUGUAUGUGAAGCCCACAAUGUCUGAUGGCACUUGCAGAGAGGAAUAUGCUAUAAGUGGGGAUCUGAUUAAGAAAGUAUUUUGUAACGGGCCUAACGAGACCGUCCCAGGUAAGCCUGGUCGGCCCACGGUCCCACAAUGCUGCUAUGGCUUCUGUAUCGACCUGCUCAUUAAAUUAGCCAAAGAAAUGAACUUUACAUAUGAGGUGCAUCUAGUCGCUGACGGUAAAUUUGGGACUCAGGAGCGGGUCAAUAACAGCAACAAGAAAGAGUGGAACGGCAUGAUGGGAGAGUUACUGAGCGGACAGGCAGACAUGAUUGUGGCGCCACUAACCAUUAAUAACGAACGGGCACAAUACAUCGAAUUCUCCAAACCAUUUAAGUAUCAGGGACUCACCAUUCUUGUCAAGAAGGAAAUUCCAAGGAGCACGCUGGACUCAUUCAUGCAGCCGUUUCAGAGCACGCUGUGGCUUCUCGUUGGGUUGUCCGUCCAUGUAGUAGCCGUCAUGUUAUAUCUUUUAGAUCGAUUCAGUCCGUUUGGUCGUUUUAAAGUAAACACAGAGGAAGAAGAGGAAGACGCACUCACACUGUCCUCCGCAAUGUGGUUUUCAUGGGGUGUCCUACUGAACUCCGGCAUAGGAGAAGGGGCUCCGCGCAGUUUCUCUGCCAGAAUUCUGGGGAUGGUUUGGGCUGGAUUUGCUAUGAUCAUCGUAGCCUCCUACACUGCCAACCUGGCUGCCUUCCUGGUGUUGGACAGACCAGAGGAGAGGAUCACAGGGAUUAACGACCCUCGACUCCGAAAUCCCAGUGAUAAGUUUAUUUACGCCACCGUCAAGCAGAGCUCGGUGGAUAUUUACUUUCGAAGACAAGUGGAGCUCAGUACUAUGUAUCGACAUAUGGAGAAACACAAUUACGAGAGUGCGGCAGAGGCCAUUCAAGCUGUGCGUGACAAUAAGCUCCAUGCAUUUAUUUGGGAUUCCGCUGUCCUAGAGUUUGAAGCAUCACAGAAAUGUGACCUUGUUACCACGGGGGAAUUAUUCUUUCGCUCUGGAUUUGGAAUUGGAAUGAGAAAGGACAGUCCAUGGAAACAGAAUGUUUCCCUAAAUAUCCUCAAAUCCCAUGAGAAUGGCUUCAUGGAAGACCUAGAUAAGACCUGGGUCAGAUACCAGGAGUGUGAUUCUCGCAGCAAUGCCCCAGCAACACUUACCUUUGAGAACAUGGCAGGGGUCUUCAUGCUGGUGGCUGGAGGUAUUGUUGCAGGAAUCUUUUUGAUAUUUAUUGAGAUAGCAUAUAAGAGACACAAGGACGCACGCAGAAAGCAGAUGCAGCUUGCGUUUGCUGCGGUUAAUGUGUGGAGAAAGAACCUGCAGGAUAGAAAAAUUGGUAGAGCAGAACCUGACCCUAAAAAGAAAGCCUCUUUUAGGUCCAUCACCUCCACUUUGGCCUCCAGCUUCAAGAGACGUAGGUCCUGCAAAGACACGACAUUAAACUCUGCAGACUCCUGAACAGAAGCUGAAACCUCAUUCGAACGCGUUGGCCACAGUAUAUCCUCAUGCUUCCUCUCUGUGUAUUUGUAUUUUACAGCAAUAUCACCCAACUGAUAUCACUGGCCAGCUAAAUCUGUCCGACCCCUCUGUUAGCACUGUGGUGUAACAGCGAGAAGAUAAUGUCUGGCUUGAUUGGAUGGUUUAAAUAAGGACCUAAGACCAACGCAUUUCACAUUUUAUAACUGGUAAGAAUGUAGCCAGCCAGGACAUUGGGACUGCAUGACUGCAACACAUGUAACUCCCAUCACCGUGCACCGUACAGAGCCGGAGUGCUGGUUCAAACGAUGGAAAAUUGUGAAUGCUUUUUUUUAUUCCAACUGGUAAAUAACUAGUCCCCUAGCCCCCACCAUCCCCUAAGUACUGUAGACAGAUUUUGUUCCUGAGACAGGUACCAUCAUCACAUGCGUGGAAGAUUUGAAAAGGACUGAGGACAAGGAAAACUUUGGUAUAAUUGACUUAAUUUUUAACUCUCAAAUAAGGGUACAUUUGUACAGAAGGUUCUUCGAACUAAUAUAUAUAUAUACAUACAUAUAUAUUUUACAAGAGAAAUGGUUAUGAUAUCAGUUUGUGUGUUUGCAUGAAUGCUAUAUUUAUAUAUAAACCCAAUAAACUGUUUAAAA